Messenger RNA from Morchella sextelata, 1941 nucleotides. RefSeq lists its product as uncharacterized. The coding region runs from base 1 to 1941 and encodes 646 amino acids. The record is from RefSeq and is a predicted model, not a curated record. The transcript has a single exon. Lineage: Eukaryota; Fungi; Ascomycota; Pezizomycetes; Pezizales; Morchellaceae.
AUGCAUCAGACACAGUCGGAACUGGAGUCUCUAAGAAGUACUUAUCCGCGUUAUGGCCAAUGUGGUGAUGAAGUAAUCAUAUCAUCAGAAGAAAAGGUCUUGGUAGAAAAUCAUCCUAAUGAAUUCAACCUUCAACGACAACCACCCCCCCAGAAGAACACAACGAAGCUCAAUUGUGAACAUCCUCCCCACAGUCUGGGUGAGGUAUCAGACAGGAGUGAUUUUAGCGAGACCGAUGGAAGCGAUAGUUGCUCUGAUGAUGAUAGUGACUCUGAUAAUGACAGUUGCUCGAUGCAAGAUGUUGCACACUGGGGAUAUUCAAGUGAUCCUGAGGAGCACAGCUCAACUCUUCUCGAGAGUGACAUGAAACACCCUUUAGAAACAAAGUACUGUUAUACUCAUCAAUCUCCAUCGACGCAAUCUUACAACAAAUCGAAGGAAAAUGAAAAAUUACACCAUGGAUGCCAUUUGGAGAUCCCUGAUUCAGCACGCUUGCGUGAAGUACGUCCCCGUGGUUAUGGCGCAAAUUCACCAAAAUGCGGUUCAAAAUCAAAGACCGGAGAUUCUGCUCAAUUGUCCGAUGAAGAGACAAUUCCAACUAUAGCUGAUAACACAAUCUCCGCUUUUAAACUACGUCGUAAUAAACCAAGUACUACCAGCGCAGAUCAUUAUAAUCGAUACCUAAAUGAGUGGAAAACCAAAUGGGACCCCCUAGACGAGCAAUCAAAGCAGGCUUACCUCGAAAGACACUUCAAGAGUUGGAAAUGUUUCUACUGUCAAGUGACUGAUCAUACCGGCGGAUGCAUCUCACAGAUUUCAAACAAAAUGUGCAUUACCACAGCACGUCGUGGAAUCCCUUGCCAGAUUGUUCAAUACAAUCAGAAAACGAAGCUAUACAAUUGGUAUAGGCUCCCUGGAGCGAGGGUAAGGUUCAGGCUUAAAUCUUUAGCCGAAUCUUAUAGUUUCGUCUGCGGCAACGAUGACCCAACCAUUGAGCAGCAAUUCCUCCAGAAGGCCUACCAAACCAGAUCCAGAUGUAUUUGCUGCAUCCUUUCAUCUAAAGGGAGAAAAAAAGGAGAUCGUUGUAAUUUGCAACGAAAGAUCAGAUUAGAUCAAGGGAAAGGAAAAUCAGAUGAAGGCAGGGGACUUUUCAAAGCGUGUAAAGUAUGCCAAAGAACUGGAAAGCCUGGUGAUUGCAUGGUAUCAAUUGCGAUGACUCGCGACAAAAAUGGGAAACCUCUUACUUAUGGCCUCGGUAUGGUGUCCUGGAAAGUUGAAAGGAUGAUCAACGUGACUGGGCCGAGAUUUCGGGAUGAUCGUAUCCAAGAAAUUAUACCGCUCCGAGCACCUACGUCCUUCGAAAAAUGUGACGCUAUUGUAGCUCACAUAUCUGAUAAUACCGAUCCAUCUGACACUACCUGUCCAUGGAAAAGUGAAGAUGACGGGAAAAACUGUGCAAAGUUCAAGCAAGAUCUGAACAUGACAGGGAGCAGCAGCACAGUAAAUACUUUCCCAAGAAUACUACCCCCCGCCAGGCCCCUAAAGAAGCUAUCUCGACCUGCGGUUUAUACACAACGAGGGGGAGGGGAUGAGGUCUCCUCAGACAGAUUUUCAUACCGGGAGCGGGAUAGGAACCUUCGUCCGUUCCAUACAAUUUCUGGGACAACCUAUAAGGGGGAGACUUCUCACAGAGGGCCGUUGGCUAGUGCCAGCGUAAUUUUCAAGAAGCCGGAAGAAACACCUCCAGGAACUGUAAAAUGGAAGCGUAAACUCUCUCCUGACACCAAAGUUGAUGGCGACAGCAACCCAUUCAAGACGCGACCAGCUGCAUCAUAUAUUGAUAAGGUCACACAAUACCAUCAGCAACAGUCUGAGGCGCUUAAAAGUUCGAAACCAAACUCUUUUCCAAAGCCAGAAAUCCGAUCCAAGUACAAGUACUAG